Molecule: messenger RNA, 2574 nt
Organism: Bacidia gigantensis
Lineage: Eukaryota; Fungi; Ascomycota; Lecanoromycetes; Lecanorales; Ramalinaceae
Exons: 1
Coding region: 1-2574 (857 amino acids)
Biological process (GO): retrograde vesicle-mediated transport, Golgi to endoplasmic reticulum
Source: RefSeq, a predicted model, not a curated record
AUGACCAAAGCUCAUUUGGCUCUCCAGGCUGUCGAAUUAGCAAAGAAUAAAGACAUCACAAAUCUACAACAAGUGUAUACCACCUCAAAUAUUGAUGCUCAGCUAGUCUUACGCAUAAUUCUCACAUACCUUCCAGAGAGCUUGGACCCUGUAGCGUAUACUACCUUUCUUCAAGAUAUCGAGCGAGACAAGAGGCGGAAUACAAGUGAUCAGGAUGUCCAAAUUACUGAAGCAGACCAACCCUCAAUUGAUGAAGCCCGGCGCCGAUUACGAAGACUGCGCUUGCUUCCUCUUGCCCUCCCCGAAAACCCAAUGGGCGACGACGCUGAUCCCUUCAGCUCGUUUCUUGUCCAUCGAGCACACCGCAUAGAGGCUGCUACAGGCUCGCUAGACCUCAUUCGUCGCCUUCUGGAACCCUUCGUCGAGCAUUCUCGAGCUUUGCGGACAUGGAUGGUCUCCAACCUUCUGCCUCUUUUGCGACUUGACUACAGCGGUCGUGAGCAGAAAGACCAUGUGCUUUCUCUCAAUAUGAUCGAGCAGUUGGGAGAUAGCGCUGUCGUCGGAUCUUUAAUUCCCAGAAGUCUUGACAAAGUCGACAGUUCAGGGCCUAACGAGACUGCCCGCGACUUGAGAGGCAUUGUUGGUCCAUGGAUGUAUGGAGAAAGUACACGAAAGAGGCGUAAGCUGGAUCAUUUUAGAACCCUGAAGCCCGAAGAGGCUACCGAAGAUCCAACAGAGAGUGGAUGGUCGCACGUCUAUGAGUGGAUCGUUGAUCUUGCCUCAAGUGACUUCUCGACCACUGCGGAUACUCUGAUACGGUGGCAAGGUCCGGAGGAUGUUGAUUACGGGGAAUGGGGCGAAGGAAUUAUGACACCGAACGGAGGGAAGGGUUACAAUGACCGAUACGCCGAAGCUGGACUCGCAGCGAUCUAUGCAUCUCGAGAGGCUUCGCUUGGCAGCCUGGAAGCCGCUCACCGCAUUAUUGAACAGGUCGCGAGGACUACAGGUUUGGAAGUGCCCCUCGAUCCUCGAGAUCGCCCUGCCAGAAAAGUAUCCCAAGAUUACGUCCACAGUAUAUCCCAGGCACUACUUCUACGUAAUGCGCUGCUUCGGAUCGGUAAUCCGCUGACGCAUAUUUCUGCUGAAGCAGUAGCUUUCGUCAGCGCUGCUCUAGCCUCCGCUCUCACACUGAACGAUCUUGGAUGUCGCAAAACCAUCGGCGAAGUCGUAGAGUUAGCAAUGUUCGCUUCGGUAGAGGGGCAAAUGACGGAGCUAGGGCGAAUUCUGCAAGAAGCCAAAGCGAGACGAAAUGAUGACGACAGCUGGGCAGCCUGUAGGGUCAAUCUUCUAUGGCUUCAUGACUGGGAGAUCGUAUCAAACGGCCAUUCAAAUGAACCUGUGGGGCUGCUCGGGAGAAUACCGAUUCUCGAACUCGAGAACAGCGCGUUUCGUGCCAUGCUCGACUCAGGCUGCUACAAUUUGCCAAUGAACCUUUACUGCAAGAAAGACUCACCUCUGCCCUCAAGUACAGUCAAGGAGACUAUCAUCGACGCCGCCCUUUCGGCCUAUGAUGCUGCCAGUAAUGGCAACAGAACGCGAGGCGGCAUCAAGAAAGCUUCUGACAUCAUAUCGAGCUUCAAAAGCUACUACCCUGCAUCACGCCGUUUUAAUCAAAUUGGCGCCCUACUUUCUGCGACACAUUCUAUGUCCUUCUACUCAUUGAAAUUACAACGGGGACUUCCAUUUCAACCUGUCAACAUCAGAGCGCACAAAGAUCCCAUGUCUUUGAUAGGCAAUAUACUUGACCAGAACUCUCGAAGUUACACUCAUCUUGAUGAUCUUCUUGAGAUCGGGCAAAACCUAGUCACUGCGGGCCUAGGUGCCACAACAAACAACCUUGAUGAAGGAGACCAGAAUUCUCCUACUUUUGACUACGACAAGCUUAUCGCAAGACGAAGGGUAAUAAAAAUGGCAAUUGAUGCUGCUCUCAACGAGGAUGACUUUGACACAGCGUACUCUUAUGUUGUGAAUCGACUCUCUACAGUCACGAAGCCGGAUAUGGAGUCGGAGCAACAUCCGUUACUUUACGAUGACAUAUCCUGGCGGGCUGCCUAUGCAACGGGCAGCUUCGCGACCAGUGACUCUGGUACAUCUGCGAUUCGACGACUCGAGCAGCGAUUGGAAAUACUAUCCCAGGCAUUACUUCUUGCGCCUCCUUCAGCACUUGCUGAACUGCUCGGCGUAUGGCAACAGACUGAGCAGCAGAUGGCAGAGCUUCUUGCACGCGAUGCUGCAGAAGAGAAACAAGCCGAGAAGGAGCAACGGCAUAUCAUUCCUGGCGACUUCGGCGACGAUCCAUCGCCGGUAAGACAGAAGCCUCGCGACGCGGCACGCAGCACGAUGUUGGAGGAGGCACCAAUGGGCCUUUUCGAAGUGGCUAGAGGAGCGGCCGCUGCAUUAAGCAAAAAUGCGUUUCCGCUUCACGGUAGCACCAAAUCAGGGGAGCAACGAGUGCGCACGUCGAAACAUCCGACGAUGAAUUUUCUGAUGCUGCAGAAGGGCAAGCCCCAGUAA